Messenger RNA from Pieris macdunnoughi, 456 nucleotides. The record is from the annotation of a GenBank genome assembly. Lineage: Eukaryota; Metazoa; Arthropoda; Insecta; Lepidoptera; Pieridae.
AUGUUUUUAAAAGUAUUGUUGACUUUGGGUCUAAUCAACAUAAACUUAUAUGGAAUUUACGCAAUGACGGCAGACCAGAAGGCGAUGAUCCAUGCGCAUUUUGAAAAAAUUGGAGCCGAAUGUAUCAAGGAACAUCAAAUAUCUGUGGACGAUAUAAAAAACUUGAGGGCUAAGAAGUUGCCAACGGGCGAAAACGCUCCGUGUUUCCUGUCUUGUGUAUUGAAGAAAAUCGGCGUUAUGGAUGACAAAGGAAUGCUUCAAAAGGAGUCAGCCUUAGAAUUAGCCAAAAAAGUCUUCAAUGAUGACGAAGAGCUUAAAAUGCUUGAAGAUUAUCUUCAUUCCUGUUCCCAUAUAAACGGUGAAAGUGUAAGUGAUGGUGAAAAGGGCUGUGAGCGCGCAAUUCUUGCUUACAAGUGCAUGUCUGACAAUGCAUCCCAGUUUGGCUUGGAGAUGUGA